ACUGAUAAUAGGUGGAGACAUAAAAGUCUACAAGAGAAUACUAUUUUGUCAUUCCAUUCGGCUACAGCGCUCAGAAAAUGGCAAUUGUUUAUCCACAGGGUGUCCUGCUAUUAUUUCUGUUAAUAGACAUAUCAGCGAGCAGAGAUGGCUCACCAGGAAUCGAGACUGUGAUUACUUCUCAAGAAGAAGAUGUAGUUCUCCCUUGUGCAGAUUCAUGGAGCGAAAUGGAUCGAAGGAGUUGCAUUCGAGUCAGGUUGAUUAAAUAUGCCACAGAUGGAAGUCAGAUGAAGGUUAUCUUAACCCGGCCUAAAACACAUAAAUUCCAGGACGCUGAACGUGUAAAAUGGCAAGAUGAUGGAAAUGGACAAAUGUCUCUUUUUCUGACAAAAUCACAAAAAUCUGAUGAGGGAGUGUACGGAUGUGAAAUCUGGUGUGACUGGGAUUUUAUUAGUGUCAAAAAUGUAUCUUUAAAAGUAAAAGACUGCAAAGCCCUUCUGCCAGUGAAGGCAGCGCCGAGCACACCCGCUAACCUGAACUGCCCAGUGGACAUAACAUCAGGACAACAAGGACCCCAAAACAUCUCCUGGGCAAUGAUGAAAGGAGGCAGCCCUGCAGCUGUAAACUUUAAAAGGGUUGAAAUGAAUGGGACUUCAUUAGCUAUCCAGUCUGUGAAUAACGAUGACAGUAGUUGGUACAGAUGUAAUUACACGCUUGGACAAACUCACCGCUGCUUCGACAUUAAACUACUGGUCCAAGAAGUGGAACAUGCUGUUGUGGCCACAACAGCUCAAGAAAUGACUACCAGUGAGAAUAUUUUGAAAGGCAAGAAGGAGGGGAGUAGUGGAUCAUUUAUGGUAGUUGUUGUGACUUCAGUCCUUGUUGGGAUUGCCAUAAUGGCUGCACUGAUAGGAGUGUUCAUUUACCGCAGACGUAACACCCAGAGAGUUAUACAACAAACCCUGAGGCACCCAGCAGUUACUCUUACAGAGUCCAGUGCUGGUUAUGAGAUUGUGAAUUUUACGCUUUCAGAGGGUGAGCACCAUGUUAUUCUACUAUGUAAUGGCCACUAUGAUCUCUCCUUCUCUGUUCACCACUUCACUGACAACUUUGUAUCACUAUCUCACAGAUCGUACAAACCAUCGAGUCAACAGUUUAUACCAACAACUCCCGGACGAAGGCAUGUGUACUUUCCAGCAUUAGUAAAGUUCUGCUCAACACAAAGAAGACAAUUGUUCUCGUGAAAUUAUAGUUAAAUCUGGAUUUCCUGCUUACAUUUAUGCAUCAUGUAAAAACAUGUAACAUCUACUCAUAUGUAAAGUCUUUGUCUUGCAAAGAGUAAAAAUAUGGAGCAACAUGCUAGCUCCUGUUUUUACCCCUGUUGAAAAGACCCUGUUUGUGUUAAUAUAUCUAAUCAUCUGUAUUAUUUAA
This is a messenger RNA of Cottoperca gobio, 1428 nucleotides long. RefSeq lists its product as uncharacterized. The coding region runs from base 78 to 1241 and encodes 387 amino acids. The record is from RefSeq and is a predicted model, not a curated record. Gene Ontology annotation, biological process: T cell costimulation; cell surface receptor signaling pathway; negative regulation of T cell proliferation. NCBI's taxonomy places the organism in Eukaryota, Metazoa, Chordata, Actinopteri, Perciformes, Bovichtidae. The transcript is spliced from 7 exons. Gene Ontology annotation, cellular component: external side of plasma membrane.